AGUCGCCUCCGGAGGGAGGAAGAAGAGGACGCCGGGCGCGCAGGUGAGCGGCAGCCGGGGUGGCUGCGGGUGAGGGGCGGCCCCCGAGAAGAGCUAGGGGCUCGGGGCGCCGGCGGGCCGUCAGGCCUUCCGGAUGGGGACGCGACGCCAUGCAGCGGGCUGGGCCGAGAGGGGCGGCAGGCUGCAGGGGCCCCGCGCCCGUGUUAAGAGGGGUCUGGGGGCCGGUCUGGCUGGCCUGGCUCUCCCGGCUCCCCUCAGACCUCGGCGCCCCGGAAACGCACACUUGGGGCUCCGCCGUCUCCGCUGGGAGGACUGGAGCCCUUCUCGAGCAUCCGCGCCCGCACCCGAGCAUUGACCGGUGCCCAUUGUCAGCAAGUUCUUCGGCCCCCGCCUCAUUCAGCUCGGUGCCGAUUAUCACAACUGUUUGGUGACCUACUUCACUGACCUGUGAGGAUUCCUUCCCUUCAAGUACUGGAUUCUUGAUCUUCCUGCAUCAUCAAGAAUGGAAACAGACUGUAAUCCCAUGGAGCUAAGCAGUAUGUCAGGAUUUGAAGAAGGUUCAGAGCUGAACGGUUUUGAAGGAACUGACAUGAAAGACAUGAGGCUAGAAGCUGAAGCAGUUGUAAAUGAUGUUCUCUUUGCUGUUAACAACAUGUUUGUCUCGAAAAGCCUGCGGUGUGCGGAUGAUGUGGCCUAUAUCAAUGUGGAAACAAAGGAAAGAAACAGAUAUUGCCUAGAACUCACUGAAGCAGGGCUCAAGGUGGUAGGCUAUGCUUUUGACCAGGUAGAUGAUCAUUUACAGACUCCCUACCAUGAAACAGUCUACUCCUUGUUGGAUACACUCAGCCCCGCCUACCGAGAAGCAUUUGGAAACGCACUGCUUCAAAGACUGGAAGCUUUGAAAAGGGAUGGACAGUCAUGACUACACUUUUUCCUUUCAGAGGGGCUGGUGCUGGUACAGAAUGUUGAUAUAAAGCUUAAAAUUCUUGCAUAUGGUCAUAGAAAAUGCAUCUUUGGUUUUGUGUUUUUAUCACUUGCUUCCAACUUAGGCUUUUGGCUCAGAAGAUUAUUGAAUAAUGAUUUGUCUUAGUUUCUGUUUCAGUAAGGGAAUUCUGAGGCCGUUGCUAUGAUACCAUCAUUAAGACAUUCACAUGUCUUCAUAUAAUAUCUCUUCAUUUCAAAUCCUAAUCAGUAUUUCAUACUAUUACAGGGCUUUGAUGCUGCCAGCACUGUCUUUUACAUAGGAAAUUCUAGAUUUGCACAGUAAUAGAGGAAUUAGAAGUACCUAACUAUACACUUUGAUUCAGCCUGCUAAAUCAGGGGUUCAAUACUAGCUUGGACAAACUUUGUAGUAAUUAAUUGCUACCAGCCUUAUUGGAAACAAAUUAUCAACUAGUUUCCCCUGCACAAAUUUUGAAAUUCACUGCUUCACUUAAUCUAUUUAUAUUACUAAUAAUGGAUUAAUAAAGAUGAAUUAAUUAUAUAUUACUUAACUAGUAUUAAAUGAAAAACAGGGACUGAAAUAGUUCUGUAUUCCGUGUUUGCAACAGCCAGCCAACUAAGCAGAGGAUAAGCCGUUAGCAAAUGAAUGUAAUAAUUACUCAUUUCCAAGAUAUCUAAGCACAUAAGCAAAUACAGGAACAGACUUCAUUCUUUUUCUUAACAAAAAAGCAUCUUCAGUGUGUGAUUUAAAAGAAAGAAGAUUCUGGUUUCCUAGAAAACAAUAUUUUGGCCUGUGUUGAUUCUUAUUCUGAAUGUGUGUUUACAUAAUGUACAGUAUAUAUUCAGAAAGUAUUUUUGCUUCAACGUUUACUUUCUAUGAUGUAGUGCUUUGGUAUUCCCACAGCACCCCACCUUCCCCAACAGAUGUACAGUGUUCUGUCUCCAUUCGAAAUCUACAAUGUAAUAUGAGUGCAUUGUAUGGGUUUGAAACCAAAGGAUGAAUGAAGCAUUCAGAGACUUAAUAUUUGAAAAAGGAAUAGUCAGUAUUUUAUAUUUUAUUACAGGUACUGAUAUUUAUAAAUUUAAUAAACUGUACCAUGCUGCUGCAUGUUUUCAAGUACAUGUUGAACAGUAAGGAUUGGGGAGUUGUUUUUUAAUGGUCACCUAAAGCAGCUGCUGUAGAAAUGUUGAACUAAAAUUUUGCAUCUGGUCACACCUUCAUGCAUUUAUCAUUUGCAGAUAUUUUUCCAUCAUUAUUAAAAAACAGGAACUUUUAGGCUCUGAAGAUCAUGUGGACCAGAGCAAAUUAAAGUUCAGUUUAUGUCACAAUUCAUUGCCAGACUUCAUUGGAAUGCUUUGUUUGAUGAUGUAUGUUCAUUCUCAGCUUUAUUUUCAGAUGCUUAACUGGGCAAUGAAGUCUAACUUCAGGUUGAACUUUCUCAUGCUUAAUCUCAGGCUAAAUGUAAAUGAUAUUUGUAAAGUUUGAAUACAAUUCUGUUUACUCAUUUUGAGUUAGUAUGAAAAAAAGUGAUUGUAUGUUUAAGAAUUGAAAUUGUUCAUUUUGUGAUAAAUGAUUAAUUCCAA
Molecule: messenger RNA, 2526 nt
Organism: Pan troglodytes (chimpanzee)
Lineage: Eukaryota; Metazoa; Chordata; Mammalia; Primates; Hominidae
Gene: GSKIP
Product: GSK3B interacting protein
Exons: 4
Coding region: 503-922 (139 amino acids)
Biological process (GO): regulation of canonical Wnt signaling pathway
Cellular component (GO): cytoplasm
Molecular function (GO): protein kinase A binding; kinase regulator activity
Source: RefSeq, a predicted model, not a curated record